Messenger RNA from Salvia miltiorrhiza (redroot sage), 4208 nucleotides. Its product is annotated as ABC transporter B family member 19-like. The coding region runs from base 327 to 4085 and encodes 1252 amino acids. Gene Ontology annotation, cellular component: membrane. NCBI's taxonomy places the organism in Eukaryota, Viridiplantae, Streptophyta, Magnoliopsida, Lamiales, Lamiaceae. The record is from RefSeq and is a predicted model, not a curated record. Gene Ontology annotation, biological process: transmembrane transport. The transcript has 9 exons. Gene Ontology annotation, molecular function: ATP hydrolysis activity; ABC-type transporter activity; ATP binding.
CUCACUGCUUACUCUUCUGCGCUCUCUUUCUCUCUCUCCCUCGACACACUCUUUUACACACACACACACACCCCUCCACCUCGUUUGACCACCAGUUUACUCGUAGUCUGCUAGACUAACACUGUGUAACCCACCACUCCCCACACACUCUCUCUCUUCUUCAAGAUUCUCACACCCAUGCCAUGCUUCCUAUUUCCAAACACAACCCCAUAAAAAUAAAAACUCACCAAAUAUCAGAGCCCCUAGUUCUAUAUGCAACCAUGAAACUCACUUAGGCGAAACGUCUAAAAAGUGAUCUCUCUCUCUCUCUCUGUUCAACUUGGAAAAUGGCGGAAGCAGCUGAAGCUAAAGCAACGGCAAAUGCAGAGAAAAAGAAAGAGCAAAGCCUGCCUUUCUAUCAGCUAUUUUCGUUCGCGGAUAAAUACGACUGCGUUUUGAUGAUUUCCGGCAGCCUUGGAGCUGUCAUACACGGCUCCUCAAUGCCUGUUUUCUUUCUGCUUUUCGGUGAAAUGGUCAAUGGUUUCGGUAAAAACCAAAUGGAUUUGCACAAAAUGACACAUGAAGUUGGAAAGUAUGCUUUGUAUUUCGUUUUUCUUGGGUUGGUAGUGUGCUGCUCUUCCUACGCUGAGAUUGCAUGCUGGAUGUACACGGGAGAGAGGCAAGCUGGUGCCCUGAGAAGAAAAUAUUUGGAGGCAGUGUUGAAACAGGACGUGGGAUUCUUUGAUACAGAUGCAAGAACUGGUGAUAUUGUUUUCAGUGUUUCUACCGACACUCUUCUUGUCCAAGAUGCAAUCAGCGAGAAGGUUGGGAACUUCAUACACUAUCUAUCGACGUUUUUGGCCGGGUUGGUGGUUGGUUUUGUGUCGGCAUGGAGGCUUGCUCUGCUCAGUGUGGCUGUGAUUCCCGGAAUUGCAUUUGCCGGAGGUCUCUAUGCCUACACUCUCACCGGACUCACCUCCAAGACUCGUGAAUCCUACGCCAGCGCUGGUGUCGUUGCUGAGCAGUCGAUCGCACAAGUUAGGACGGUGUACUCGUAUGUUGGGGAGAGCAAAGCUCUAAGCGCGUAUUCAGAUUUGAUACAGAACACUCUGAAGUUGGGAUACAAGGCUGGAACGGCUAAAGGCCUCGGCUUAGGAUGUACUUAUGGCAUAGCAUGCAUGUCGUGGGCGCUCGUUUUCUGGUAUGCCGGUGUCUUCAUCAGAAACGGACAGACCGAUGGUGGCAAGGCCUUCACGGCUAUCUUCUCCGCCAUUGUUGGUGGCAUGAGCCUUGGUCAGUCGUUUUCUAAUCUUGGGGCCUUCAGCAAAGGAAAGGCGGCCGGAUACAAGUUGAUGGAGAUGAUGAAGCAAGAGCCUAAGAUAGUCGAAAAUGCAUCCGGCGCCAAGUGCCUUUCUGAUGUUGUGGGUAACAUUGAGUUCAGGAAUGUGACUUUCAGCUAUCCAUCGCGGCCAGAUGUCUUCAUCUUCAGAGAUUUCUCCAUUUCCUUCCCUGCUGGGAAGACUGUCGCCGUCGUUGGUGGAAGUGGUUCCGGGAAGAGCACCAUCGUCUCCUUGAUCGAAAGGUUCUACGAUCCUAAUCAGGGGGAAGUUUUGCUGGACAGUGUGAACACGAAGAUGCUGCAGCUGAAAUGGCUGCGGACUCAGAUUGGUUUGGUGAAUCAAGAACCCGCGCUCUUCGCCACAACAAUACUGGACAACAUCCUCUACGGAAAGGCCGAUGCAUCUAUGGCACAAGUGGAGGCUGCUGCUUCCGCUGCCAACGCUCAUAGCUUCAUCUCCUUGCUUCCCAACGGGUACAGCACGCAGGUGGGAGAGCGUGGAGUCCAGCUCUCGGGCGGGCAGAAGCAGAGGAUUGCAAUGGCGAGAGCCAUGUUAAAAGAUCCCAAGAUACUACUCCUGGAUGAAGCAACGAGCGCGCUUGAUGCUGGCUCGGAGAGCAUCGUCCAGGAGGCUCUGGAGCGUCUCAUGGUGGGGAGGACUACCGUAGUCGUAGCUCACCGUCUCUCCACGGUGAGAAACGUAGACUCCAUCGCGGUUCUACAGCAGGGGCAAGUCGUGGAGACGGGGACACACGAAGAGCUAAUCGCCAAGGCCGGAGGAGCAUAUGCAUCCCUCAUCAGGUUCCAGGAAACAGGGGGAAACAGGGAAUACUCGACCCACCGCACGCGGUCGUCGCGCCUCAGCCACUCGCUGUCGACUAAAUCCCUCAGCCUGCGGUCGGGGAGUCUGAGGAAUCUCAGCUAUUCUUACAGCACGGGUGCUGAUGGUCGGAUCGAGAUGGUUUCCAACGCUGAAAGUGACCGGAAGAAUCGAGCUCCGAGGGGGUAUUUUUGGCGGCUGCUUAAACUGAAUGCCCCAGAGUGGCCUUACUCGAUCAUGGGAGCCAUAGGGUCUGUUCUAUCUGGCUUCAUCGGCCCAACUUUUGCGUUGGUGAUGAGCAACAUGAUUGAGGUGUUCUACUAUACGGAUUCGGGUGCCAUGGAGAGGAAAACCAAGGAAUACGUGUUCAUUUAUAUUGGAGCUGGUGUCUAUGCUGUAAUUGCAUACUUGAUCCAGCACUACUUUUUCAGUAUCAUGGGAGAGAACCUUACUACAAGAGUCAGGAGGAUGAUGCUCGCAGCAAUAUUGAGGAAUGAAGUGGGAUGGUUCGACGAGGAGGAGAACAACUCGAGCCUGCUUGCAGCGCGGUUGGGUACGGAUGCCGGUGAUGUAAAAUCGGCGAUUGCGGAGAGAAUAUCGGUUGUGUUGCAGAACAUCACAUCUCUUCUCACCUCCUUCAUAGUUGCCUUCAUAGUUGAAUGGAGAGUUUCGCUCCUCAUAUUAGCUACCUUCCCUCUACUCGUCCUAGCAAAUUUUGCUCAGCAACUGGCCCUGAAAGGGUUCUCAGGAGACGCGGCGAAGGCGCACGCCAAAACGAGUAUGAUCGCAGGAGAAGCAGUGAGCAACAUAAGAACCGUGGCCGCGUUCAACGCCCAACCAAAGAUCCUCUCUCUCUACAUGCACGAGCUCCGAAUCCCUCAGCGCCGUAGUCUGCGCCGCAGCCACUGCUCCGGCCUCUUGUUCGGCCUCUCCCAGCUCGCCCUCUACGCCUCCGAAGCCCUCAUCCUCUGGUACGGCGCCCACCUCGUCACCCGAGGCCUCUCCACCUUCUCCAAGGUGUUGAAGGUAUUUGUGGUCUUGGUCAUCACCGCCAACUCCGUCGCCGAAACCGUCAGCCUCGCCCCCGAGAUCAUCCGGGGCGGGGAGGCCGUCGCCUCCAUCUUCUCCAUCCUCGAUCGCCCCACUAAAAUCGACCCGGACGACCCCGACGCCGAGCCCGUCGACUCCGUCCGCGGCGAGAUCGACCUCCGCCACGUGGAUUUCGCCUACCCGUCGCGGCCGGAGGUCGCCGUCUUCAAGGACUUCAGCCUCCGCAUCCGCGCCGGCCAGAGCCAGGCUCUGGUCGGAGCGAGCGGGUCCGGGAAGAGCACCGUGAUCGGAUUGAUCGAGAGAUUCUACGAUCCCACGGCGGGGAAAGUCAUGAUCGACGGCAAAGAUAUAAGGAGAUUGAACUUGAGAUCCCUCCGCCUCAAAAUCGGGCUGGUGCAGCAGGAGCCGGCGCUGUUCGCGGCCAGCAUCUUCGACAACAUCGCUUACGGGAAGGAAGGCGGCGGCGCGGCGACGGAGGCGGAGGUGGUGGAGGCGGCACGGGCGGCGAACGUGCACGCGUUCGUGAGCGGGUUGCCCGACGGGUACAAGACCGCGGUGGGCGAGAGGGGCGUGCAGCUGUCGGGGGGGCAGAAGCAGAGGAUUGCGAUAGCGCGAGCCGUGAUGAAGAACCCGUCGAUACUGCUGCUGGACGAGGCGACGAGCGCGCUCGAUGCGGAGUCGGAGUGCGUGCUGCAGGAGGCGCUGGAGAGGCUCAUGAGGGGGCGGACCACCGUGGUGGUGGCCCACAGGCUGUCGACGAUACGGGGCGUCGACAGCAUCGCUGUGGUUCAAGACGGGCGCGUUGUGGAACAGGGCAGCCACGCUCAACUCGUGGGCCGCCAAGAUGGAGCCUACUCGAGGCUCUUGCAACUGCAACUGCAACGACAUCGUAUUUGAAGAAAACAUGCAUUCUCAUGCUCAUAUUCUUAUCUUAUUUCCUUGUUUUGAUUUGCAUCAUGUGUAGAUACGGACUUCGCUGCCAAGUAUAUUUUUCGAGGUAUAAAUUAACUCUUUUCAUAA